Messenger RNA from Gymnodraco acuticeps, 1158 nucleotides. It is a transcript of the gene btr12, whose product is annotated as bloodthirsty-related gene family, member 12. The coding region runs from base 94 to 1128 and encodes 344 amino acids. The record is from RefSeq and is a predicted model, not a curated record. NCBI's taxonomy places the organism in Eukaryota, Metazoa, Chordata, Actinopteri, Perciformes, Bathydraconidae. Gene Ontology annotation, molecular function: zinc ion binding. The transcript has 5 exons.
GGGACACUUUGAGUUUCAGGAAGAGAGCAGCACCUGUCGGAGUGAGACUCACAGCAGAGUGAAGGACUGCACUGCUCCACGUCACAGGAAAACAUGCAGAGCCCUCAGUCUCCAAGCCUCGGCCGGGCGCUCUCUGAGGACCAGUUCAGCUGCUCCAUCUGUCUGGAGGUGUUCGUGGAGCCCGUCACCACGCCAUGCGGCCACAGCUUCUGCAAGGCCUGCCUGCUGGGCUACUGGACGCACAGCAAGAAGUUCACGUGCCCCAUGUGCAAGAAGAGCUACAGCAGACGACCCGAGAUGAGCGUCAACAGGGUCCUGGCCGAAAUCUCCUCCCAGUUCCAGGGGCUGAUGCUGGCCGGAGGAUCUGGAGGAGCUGGAGGAUCAGGGGGAUCUUCGCGGGGAUCCACCCUGAAUCUGAGCUCAGAUACGAGCCACGGCAGCCCCAGCAACACCGACAACGGGGAGUUUGCCCGGGCGGGGGAGGUUCCCUGCGACGCCUGCAUCGGGAGGAAGGUGAAGGCACUGAAGUCGUGUUUGAACUGUCCUGGAUCGUUCUGCGAAGUCCACCUCAGACAUCAUAAAAAGGUGAAGUCUCUGACGUCUCACCGUCUGAUCGAACCCACUUUCCACCUGGAGGAGAAGAUCUGCAAGAAACACGAGCGUCUCCUGGAGAUCUACUGCCGCAGCGACCACACCUGCAUCUGCACGGCCUGCGCAGAGGCCUCGCACAAAUCACACGACCUCGUCUCCGCUGAGCACGAGUGGAAGAAGAAGAUGAGUAAUCUGGGAAAGAAGAGGUCGGAGCUCAAACAUUUGAUCAAGGAGAGAACCAAGAAACUGGACGAAAUCAAACAAUCCAUCAAGGUCAUCAAGGCCAGCUCUCAGAAGGAGUUGGAGGAGAGCUGGCAGGUGUACGCUGAGCUGCAGCGCCUGGUGGAGCAGAGUCAGGCGGAGUUGGUGGAGCUGAUCGCUAAGAGGCAGCGCGAGGGCGAGCGCCACGCGCAGGAGCUGGCCCGAGGUCUGGAGAACGAGCUGAGCCAGCUGAGGAGCCGCAGCAACGAGCUGGAGGCGUACGCUCACACCCAGGACAAAGUGCUCUUCCUGCAGGUGGGUGACGCUAUCAGGUGACACGCGGCAGCCAUGUUGGUAAAGCUCGUU